Molecule: messenger RNA, 3575 nt
Organism: Neohortaea acidophila
Lineage: Eukaryota; Fungi; Ascomycota; Dothideomycetes; Mycosphaerellales; Teratosphaeriaceae
Product: GTPase-activating protein-like protein of the rho/rac family
Exons: 2
Coding region: 231-3392 (1053 amino acids)
Biological process (GO): signal transduction; actin cytoskeleton organization
Cellular component (GO): cytoplasm
Source: RefSeq, a predicted model, not a curated record
GCGGAGUGAAUGAAGCACACAACGUACGCCGCUCGCUCGCCUGGGAAGACUGCGCUACGGCCUGGUUGAGAUUCUCGACAUCGGCGGCAUCGCGCCAGCGUUCAUUACCGGUCAAGAUUAUCGUGGAGAAGAAUUGAACCGACAUCAUUGGCCGGAAUCCGUGUGCGCUGUAGGGUUUACAGAGUGGGGUUACCAUCAACUCACGCGAUAGGGUGGGAGGCCCGAGUCCAAUGGGUCUCCCCGACGACAAGACGCCGGGGCCGGUGAACGGAAACCGAGGGGGAUACCACCCCGACCAGUUCUACUCCAACAGAGACACGACGACCUCCCCACAUUCAACCCCCACACAGCCGUAUGGAUUCAUGGAUUCUAGCGAGCCACAAGAACGCAGGGAUCAACAGCCCGACUCGAGCAGUGAUGUGGAGAAAAGACCAAGAGCACGGCGGCGGCCCAGCGGACAACAGAGGAUAUGCGGCAAAUGUUCGCGGUCCCUGACCGGCCAAUUUGUGCGCGCGCUGGGAGAUACGUAUCAUCUGGAAUGUUUCACGUGCAAUGACUGUGGCAAGAUCGUCGCUUCCAAAUUCUUCCCCGUACCCGAUCACCCACCGAACCAAUACCCUCUGUGUGAGACCGACUACUUCCGCCGCCUCGACCUCCUGUGCUACGCGUGCGGAGGCGCGUUGCGGGGCUCGUACAUCACUGCCCUCGAUCGCAAGUACCACAUUGAGCACUUUACCUGCAGUGUCUGCCCUACCGUCUUUGGUGCAUCGGACAGCUACUACGAACACGAAGGCAAUGUCUAUUGCCACUAUCAUUACUCGACCAAGUUCGCUCAGAAGUGCAAUGGUUGUCAGACUGCCAUUCUCAAGCAGUUUGUCGAAAUCUUCCGCAAUGGUGUGAAUCAACACUGGCACCCGGAGUGCUACAUGAUCCACAAGUACUGGAAUGUGAGACUCCACGCACCGCCACUCGCUCCUGACACGCCAGAGUUCGAGAGGCAGAGGCUAGAGAGUGAGAAUGCGGACGACACUGCAGAUGAAGCCAUGCGGACUACCGUACGACAGGAAGAAGAGGCCGUCGAGCACAAAGUGCACUGGAUCUGGCAGACUCUGUCAACUUUCGAAGAGCGCUCUGCCACGUGUAUCUCUGAUAUGCUGCUUCAUGUCAGCAAUGGAGCGUACAUGGAUGGUGUUGUUGCGGCGAAGAAGUUUAUCACUCAUGUCGAUCUGCUGUUUUCCGCUGCAGAUGAUCUGGACCGGAGGUUGCAGACUCGUGCCACCAGAACAGGCGAAGAUGUCACGCGCCCCUAUGAGACCACCUUGUACCAAGGUCUCAGCUACAACCGAGAAGCGAAGUUGCUUUGCAAGAAAGUUGUCGCCUUCUUUCAGCUUCUCGCAGAGAGCCAAGACACUGGAGUGCGCAGAUUAGGCGUCACUCAAGAGCUUCUCUCCCUCGUUACUGGCCUGGCUCAUUACCUGAAGCUCAUGAUCCGGAUCUGCCUGUCCGGUGCUCUGAAAUUGGAACGCGACACUGGUAUUGCCGAGGGUCUCGAAGGCUUUCUGCAAGACAUCAGCAAGCUCGAUGAGCGCCUCGAAGCAGAUAGUCACCGAGAUGCAAAGGCCGACACGGAGCUGUAUGUGAGCAAGCGCGCGGAUACUUGCAUUGCUUGUAAUAAGGCGGUGGAGGACCGAUGUUUCGGGAUCAACAGCCGAGUCCUACAUUCGCAGUGUCUGCUAUGUUCGAAAUGCGGGAGAGACCUUAGCGAGGAUGUGGGUAGUGCUCGCUGGCAUGAUCAACAGGAGCGAGCGUACUGCGAUGUUCACGCGCCGUUCGAUGCGAGAGCAGACCGCAUCGUACCGGUCACACGCCUGCAGCAAUACGUGCACCUGCUACGAGUGGCACAUGCGAGGCUACUGGCGACUCUGCGGACGAGUGGGGCUCUGCCGCACACCAGCGACGACCCGAACUUGACCGGGUACAACGCCACGGAAGGCCACACGUCAAGCGGUACCCUCGGGCCACCACUGCUGAGACCCAACACUCGGUCCAAAUCCUACGGCGGGCAGCCUGGUUCAUCGCUUGCUCCCCCGGGCGACCAAAGCUACGAAGACACGAUGACCGACAUCCGACGGCUUCGCAGUACGAGGCUGGACAAGCACCUCUCAAACGCGGGCCGACAUGCACGCAAGUCCCAGAUCAUCGGUGCGUCAGAAGGAGUGCAACCAGGCUCGACGGAUGGCAAUCAACGGAGACAGACCGGCACCUUUCAAAUCAUCCAGGACACCGACACCAAUGGUCCUGAGAUGUCGCAGCUGACGUUCGGCAUGCAAGAUGGCAUGACGCUCGACGACAUUCCGAGGCUUCUCCACGCGCAACAGACCAAAGAGCAGAGGCCGAAUGCCUCGAAGUAUGCUCGGCAGCCAAUGAUACCGCAGGAGCCGAGAGCCAGGCUAGUGAAUGGGCACACGCGUGAGACGUCUGGAGAUGCCGAUAAGCCGGACGGUCGACUCGGUGGGACGAAGAAGUACUUUUCCGAGCUCACGGCGUUGGAGUACUUCAUCGUCCGGCACGUUGCUGUCUUGUCGAUGGAGCCUCUCCUUGACGGCCACUUCAACCAGGAAGAGCUGCUGGAGCUGAUCGAGACGAAGAGGCCAACCUUCUGGUCCAAGUUCGGGAAGGCGUUUCAGCCCAAGGACAAGAAGGGCAAAGGGAGCAAGAAUGCCAUCUUCGGGGUUCCGCUCGAGCAGCUGCUGGAGCGCGAUUAUGAAGAGAGCACUGAUGGCGUCGGCCCCGGUUCGUUGAAAAUUCCGAGUCUCGUCCAAGAGGCCGUCAGCGCGAUGAAGACCAUGGACAUGUCCGUCGAGGGCGUCUUCCGCAAGAACGGCAACAUCAAGCGACUCAAUGACGCGAAGGAGGAGAUUGACUCCAAAGGGUCGGUGGAGAUCGACCUGACAAAGGAGAACCCGGUGCAAGUCGCCGCUCUGCUCAAGAAAUUCCUGCGAGAGAUGCCGGAUCCGCUGCUGACGCACAAACUCAACAAGCUCUGGAUCACGUCGCAACGGAUCGAAGACUCCGAGCGAAGACGCCGCAUCCUACAUCUCACCUGCUGUUUGCUUCCCAAGCCGCACCGAGACACGAUGGAGGUUCUCUUCACUUUCAUGAACUGGGUGUCGUCGUUCAGCCAUGUCGAUGAGGAGAGCGGCAGUAAGAUGGACAUUCACAAUCUCGCCACCGUCAUCACGCCCAACAUCAUUCACCGCGGGAAGGAGCUCGUACCCGUCGAUGACAGCUUCUUGGCCAUCGAGGCAGUGCAUAGUCUGAUUGAGUGCAAUGAGAACAUGUGCGAGGUAAGCCGAACCCCAGAUCCACGAACCCUAUCCCGCAGUUACUAAAAUAUCCCUCCAACCAACAGGUCCCAGAAGACCUUGCCCUAAUCCUCAACGACUCAACACUCUUCAGCAACAGCGCGGACAUCACCACAAAAGAGAUCCUCAAGCGCUACGGCGACCGCGCCAAAGCCCCCGUAGCCAGCACGCCCGCCCUCAACGCCACCAAAAACGACACCUACGGCGACA